UUUCAUCAAGUGCACAGUGUUUCCAUUCUUAUCAAAUGUUGUGGGUAAAAGCUCCUCCCUUGCACCCACUUGAGUGUGGGUUUAUCGAUGUCGUCCCAGGUACCCAAUAGCGUCGGGACGAAAUGGGAGGUCCAUGGGUGAUACAUCCGAAAUGAGUCACGGAUGGAGUAGGGAAGCAGUGGACUUCAAAUGGCGCGUUUGAUUGGUGAUUAACCCACUCUGAGUUCGGAAGGAGGGUCAAGGUCCAGUUUUGACUGGAAAAAAGUCCACUUGAAGGUUGCGAAUCCUCUCCAUCAGCAGAGCGACCAGAAUGCGCAUGGCACUGAAGUCCGCUUGAGGGAAAAAAAGCGUUUCAAGUGGUAACGGUGCCCACAGAAACUCUCGUGUGACGAUUUCUUUCUCAAAUGUCGAAACACGACACGUGGGCCAGUAGCAUGGUGGCGACUCAAACACACGGCAGGCGUCCAGUGUUCUCUUCGAGCGACGCACUCUCGGAAGAGUUCGCCAGCAGCAACGACAACAGCGAUCAUUGCUGCGAGAAGGUUGGAUUCAGUCCAUGGCCAAGUUUUUUCAGCUUCGCCGCCUGCUGUUGCGUUGCUGAAGCUUCUUUAUAUGAGGCGUCACAGCAGUUCACAUGCGUACGCAAGCACUGAGGUUUCCCGCUUCACGUGUCUCCAUCCUCGUGUACAUCUCUUCCUCAGUUCGAGGCUACAAGUCCUUCAUCAAAGGACUGUGAUCGUGCUUUGAGGAAAGAGGUAAGUACGCAAAGCACGCGAUGAUGCCGCAGGAUAGAACCGCGUCGGUGCGUUGGUGUUGUGUGUAUAUGUGUGUGUGUCGUUUUUUUUUUAUCCAAGCUCCCGCCCGAUUAUCAUGGAUGUGUGGUGCCUCCGGGCUGCUACUUGAAGGAGAACACGGCAGAGAAGAUGAUGGAGGGAAUCAAUAGAGAUUCGGAAGCAGCCGUGUGGAAGAAGGACAAGAAGAACCACCUGAAAGAAAGGGUAUGCAACAAAGUCAGACAACUAUAUGCACUAUUUUUGGCACAUAUUCGCGUGAAUUGGUGUCUUUGCAGGCGAAGGAGGUGAGGCACAAGACAUGCGAUGGGCAUCGCUUACUCUUAUUGGUUGGUAGUUCGUGACAGCCGCCUUAACUGGUUUGGAGUGUACCGCAGUCGAUACAGGUCCGCAGUCGAUAUGCAAGGGUCGCUAUCUGCGUACUGAGUCCGUCGUUGCGGUUCGAUUCAGGCAUUUCCCGAAAAGCUCACGCCCACAGCCACAAGCGACGCAUCCUUUCCCCCCAUCAUUCCUGUUGACACCCUCUCUGCUAUUCUCUUUGCGAUUCAGGCAUGGGUGUCACCCGAGGUGCUGUUGUCUCACUUGAUCGGAAUGUCACGGUACGAAAAAACAAGAUGCGGAGGCAAGCCUUCACGCACAAGGAUUGCCUUCCUUUCCCAAGAAACUGAGUAUUGACUUACGUGACCCACCAGUGUCUCUGUGUGCCGUCCCCCUUGGGAGUGUCGAAUCGGUCAAAAGUAUCGACCAGCUCGACCAUAAAGUAGGCAAACCCGCCCCUUGAAGUGUCUUUCUCCCUUCCUUUACUACAUUUUCAUUCAGACGCGCCUGGUGUUGGGGAAGUCCCAUUUGAACUCCAACGACAUGAAAGAUCUCAUCGUAGUUGAGGUGCGUGACGUGUGCCAGGCAGAAACAGAAAGCGCGUCUCUAGUCCCCUCGUUACCACACAUAGUUUCGCGAACCUGAUACGAGACUGAGGCGAUGUAUCGGUCUCAUUUGUCCUCCCUUGCACCACUGGGCCCCGUCAGCGGUAUCUGUGCAGAAGCUUCCCGUCUCACCAUCGGACAAGGGGAGGAACACUCGAAGGUAAUGAGGGACGAAAUGACACAUAAGACUCUGUUCUUUCGUUGGUGGAUGCUCAUCACCUUCGCAAGCGAGGAUUCUCCAUCCCCAAGCAAGCCGGAGACCAUUUCUCUAUCAGCAACUGAAUUCAAGAGAUCGCUCGCAAUUCUCAGGUACUCGCGGAAGCGUACGUUCUCAACUGAAACCUCACAUGCUCUUCCUCUUGGUCGAGUGACCCUUCUCAGUAUAUAUGGACAGAAGACAUUCCCUGCCGCCUCCAAUGUCCGAAAAGAGUGAAGAGGGAUGAAAGUGGCGGAUAUUUACGUUGCCGCACUCUCGUUAAGCUAUGGACACUCUCGGAGAGUUUGUCGAUACACGAUGCAUGCAGCCAGGUACUGGCGAUGGAUUUUGUUGCUGUGCCGGACAUUCAUUUCGCCCGUCUCACCAUCGGACAAGGGGGUAGACAGAAACCUGAACACCGCGCGCACAUCCCACGAACAUGAAACUGAC
This is a messenger RNA of Vitrella brassicaformis, 2360 nucleotides long. The record is from the annotation of a GenBank genome assembly. NCBI's taxonomy places the organism in Eukaryota, Vitrellaceae.